GUUUCAUCAGAUUUUCUUUACUUUGCCUCGAUGAUUGAGACUCUCUGUCUGUGAAGUUUGGUAAGAAUGUGUAAUUGGAUUUGUAGAUUAUUAAGCAUGUCUGCCACUGGGUUUCAAUGGGUAAGGCAGGAAAUGGCUGUUCGAGUAUCAAUCCUAUUGUGCUUAUUGUCAAUAUUAAGAUUUGUAUUGGUGUCAUGUUGGACCAAUGCACAUGCAACAUUUUAUGGCGGUGGUGAUGCUUCUGGUACAAUGGGUGGGGCUUGUGGGUAUGGAAAUCUCUACAGCCAAGGCUAUGGCACCAGCACAGCAGCUCUCAGCACAGCCCUUUUUAACAAUGGCCUCAGCUGUGGAGCCUGUUUUCAAAUAAAGUGCAAUGCUGAUCCUAAAUGGUGCCUGCCUGGCACCAUUAUAGUGACUGCUACAAACUUCUGCCCUCCCAACUCUGGCCUCCCUAACAAUGCUGGUGGAUGGUGCAAUCCUCCCCAGCAGCACUUUGAUCUCUCCCAGCCUGUCUUCCUCAAGAUUGCCAAGUACAGAGCUGGAAUUGUUCCUGUGGUGUACAGAAGGGUCCCCUGUCACAAGAGAGGUGGAGUUAGGUUCACCAUCAAUGGGCACUCCUACUUCAAUUUGGUGUUGAUCUCUAAUGUUGGAGGAGCAGGGGAUGUUCACUCUGUUUUCAUCAAGGGCUCUAGGACUGGGUGGCAGAAGAUGUCUCGCAACUGGGGACAGAACUGGCAGAGUAACUCCUAUUUGAAUGGCCAGGCUCUCUCAUUCAAGGUGACUACCAGUGAUGGAAGGACUCUUGCCUCAUACAAUGUUGCUCCUGCUCACUGGCAAUUUGGCCAGACUUACAGCGGAGCUCAGUUCCAUUAACUUCUACUCUAAUCAGUCAAAUUAUAAUAAGCUAAGGCUUAAUAUAGCUGUAAUCUAUACUAUAUAUCUGUCUCACUAAGCUCCAUGAACUAAGAAAUGGGCUUAUUUUAUUGUGGCUCUUUUCAAGUUCAUUAACUAUAUUUCUGUGUGUAACUUAUUAUAUGGACUGCCGUGGUGGAAUCAACUCCACCCGCUCCUCGCAUUGACUAUUGAUCAUUUGUACCAUCUUAUCGUAUUCCACAGCACACUAGUGGUGGCUCUUUUUGCCAGUCACCCCACAUCCAUUAUCAAUAAUUUCUUAGCACUAAAGUGCUUCCAUGUAAUAUCUCAAGAUUUCUAUGAUAUAUAUGGGGUAUUAUCUUUUCCUUCA
Molecule: messenger RNA, 1243 nt
Organism: Cryptomeria japonica (Japanese cedar)
Lineage: Eukaryota; Viridiplantae; Streptophyta; Pinopsida; Cupressales; Cupressaceae
Product: expansin-A1
Exons: 4
Coding region: 67-873 (268 amino acids)
Biological process (GO): plant-type cell wall organization
Cellular component (GO): extracellular region
Source: RefSeq, a predicted model, not a curated record